CCUGUCCUUCAGCCGAGCGGAAGUAGCGGCACAGCCAACAGCAGGCUGCCGGGACCACAGCGGAGAUGAACUCCUUGGAACAGGCCGAAGACCUGAAGGCUUUUGAGAGAAGACUGACAGAGUAUGUCUCCUGUUUGCAACCUGCAACAGGCAGGUGGAGAAUGAUUCUGAUUGUGGUGUCUGUUUGCACGGCUACCGGGGCUUGGAACUGGUUAAUAGACCCCGACACACAAAAGGUCUCUUUCUUUUCAUCACUAUGGAAUCACCCCUUCUUCACCAUCAGCUGCAUCACUCUUAUAGCUCUCUUCUUCGCUGGGAUACACAAACGAGUUGUGGCACCAUCGAUGUAUCCUUUUUCUGUUGCAGUUCAUAUGGAGCAGUUUUGCUGUUUACUGGUUCACAUCCUUGACAUUCUUCAGUAUUGCUGCCCGCUGUCGGACGGUUUUAGCAGAAUACAACAUGUCCUGUGACGAUACAGGGAAGCUUAUUCUCAAGCCGCGACCGAACAUUCAGUAACCACGAGCUUCUUUGAGGCGGUCAGACGAUAUGCCUGGUCUUCGUCGAUAGCCACUGAUCACUCGGCGUCUUCAGCGUCUUCUUUGGGUGGUCUGAAGAAGCACCAGGGGUGACAGCACAGUAGCAGAUAUUGUCAUCGUGGUGGGAAUGUGUUUUGACGAAAGAAGAAACAAACUGAUUGGGCCUUUUAAGAGAAUUGCUGUGCUGAUGUCGCCAUCGAAGCUGCUGAUCUGCUCACAUCGUCUGAUAUAUUUUAUUCAUUCAGUGUGAGUUCAUAUGUGUUUAUUUCUGUUUCUAAUGUUGAGCAUGUAUUUUAUCAAAAUGUUUCUAUUUUUAAAGUUAUUUACCUAAUAAAUACUUGAGGGGUGAA
Molecule: messenger RNA, 886 nt
Organism: Acanthopagrus latus (yellowfin seabream)
Lineage: Eukaryota; Metazoa; Chordata; Actinopteri; Spariformes; Sparidae
Gene: cnep1r1
Product: CTD nuclear envelope phosphatase 1 regulatory subunit 1
Exons: 6
Coding region: 66-470 (134 amino acids)
Cellular component (GO): cytoplasm; Nem1-Spo7 phosphatase complex
Source: RefSeq, a predicted model, not a curated record